CUGGCAAAGCUCCCCUUGGAAGGCAAUGUGCUUGGCUUUCGUGACACAGCUCCUGUUUCCAAGCUGUCGCAGCUUGCCUCACAUGUCUGGCUUAGUGAUACCACAGUCAACAUGAUGCUCGACAUCAUCCGGCAACCCAUCUCUACCAACUCGUACCUCUCCUCCCGUCACGACAUUGUUCUGUGCUACACGGCUACCAAAAUUCAGUCUGUUUACGGCUUGCGUGACAACAUUGAUUAUCCCAACUCAAAGGACUGCGGAGAACUGCCACGUUUGGGAUCUGAUCUCGCAGGCGGGUUAAAGGAUAGCAUCAGUACACUUUGUCUUAUCAAUGGCAACCACUGGGUGGCCAUUGUAGUCAACCAGAGUGAGAGAAAGGUAUUGUAUGGUGAUCCAGGAGGUUCGGGAGCACCUGUGGCGCUUCGUCAAGCCAUAGAUUGGUGGUUGAAAAAUCACUUUACCGAAAGCUUUGCCUGGGUUCGCCUCCCUUGCACCCACCAGCACGAUUCCCAUUCCUGUGGUGUUCUUGCUGUCAAUGUGAUUGCGCACCACCUCCUUCCUGCGACAUUCCCACUCAUAUCACCAACA
Suillus fuscotomentosus is the source of this 588-nucleotide messenger RNA. RefSeq lists its product as uncharacterized. NCBI's taxonomy places the organism in Eukaryota, Fungi, Basidiomycota, Agaricomycetes, Boletales, Suillaceae. The transcript has a single exon. Gene Ontology annotation, molecular function: cysteine-type peptidase activity. The annotation marks the transcript as partial. The record is from RefSeq and is a predicted model, not a curated record. Gene Ontology annotation, biological process: proteolysis.